CCAUUGCUCUAUCUAGCUACCUCUAGGCACAUUUGGAGUGUCUUGAAGAAGCCAGAACUUAAAAUCAUAGAAUCUCGGAAUUGGAAGGACUGUCAGUUAUCAUCCAGACCCAACGGAUCUAAGAACAAAUUCCCUUUCCAACAUCGCUAAGAAAGGAUAAAGGAGUAGCUCCCAAAGCAGCCCAUUCUCUUGGUGUCACACAGAAAAGAAGAAGGACCAAGAAAGGUAUAAAACUCACCGGAUAUAAUCUGUACUAUUUGCCAAUCAGUGCCCACAUAAGCACUGGACCGAGUUCUUUUUCUUCGGUACCUGAUUUGAAGGCUUGCUACUACGGACCAGGCAACUAGAUCUCCUGUAGUCUUCCUCUGGGGGGCGCUGCAGAGCCAGGAGAGAGUCUCCCUUAGGAGCUGAAACCAUCUACAAUUCUACAAGGAUAAGUAGGAAGCCUGAUCUUAGGGAAGCGGCUCGUAUAAGGAAGAGGCAGGGUGCUCUUCCCCAAAUUCAGCUCUGAAAUAAAAUGGAUCAUGUGAGCGGGUCAGAGAGGUUUAUGGAGCCUGGUUGCCUUCAUGCCAAUGGUUGUAAAUACCUAUGCCAACUCGGGUAUAAAACGCCCAUCCAGCCUGGUUUGGGAGAGGAGAACCGUCAUUCGACCCCCGUUUCCCAGCUCAUCCCUGGUUCCAGACAGUGACUCGACCCCUCUACCGUCCCUGGCCGCCACUAUCAUGUCGGAGGAGCUGGUACCGGGCACCAAGGAAAGCCCACAACCCCCCGGACCCGCGCCUCGGGAGGGAUGGAAGAAGGGCGGCCGGAUGCUGUCGGUCCUGCUGUCUGUCAAUGUGCUCCUCCUCGCCUGCACCCUCAUAAGCAGCGGCGCCUUCAACAAGGUGGCGGUGUAUGACACAGAUGUAUUCGCAUUGCUUAUGGCUAUGAUGCUUCUCACCAUUAUCUGGAUUCUCUUUUAUCUCUUGCGAACCUCCAGACGCCCCGAUGCAAUCCCCUACCUGGACUCCCACGCAGGCCCAAUCUGGCUUCAAGGUGGGCUGAUCCUAUUUGGUGUCUGUACCCUGGUCAUGGAUGUCUUCAAAACAGGCUACUAUUCCAGUUUCUAUGAGUGUCAAUCAGCCAUCAAGAUCCUGCAUCCCAUCAUACAAGCUAUAUUUGUCAUUGUUCAGACAUACUUCCUCUGGGUCUCAGCCAAGGACUGUAUUCAUGUCCACCUGGACCUGACCCGAUGUGGUCUCAUGUUCACACUCACAACCAACUUGGCCAUCUGGAUGGCAGCUGUGGUGGAUGAGUCUGUUCACCAGACACACUCCUAUAAUGGCAAUAGUAGCCAUGCUCGUCUUACUUCUGAGGAACGGGUGGGCAGCACAACAGGAGAAGCCUGUCCUUGCAACACCACCUUCUGUCAGAUCUUCAAACAGGGCUACUUCUACUUGUACCCCUUCAACAUUGAGUACAGUCUCUUUGCCUCCACCAUGGUCUAUGUCAUGUGGAAGAAUGUGGGGCGCCUGAUGAGCUCUUCCCAUGGCCAUGGCCACGGCCAUACCCCAUCCCCUGCCAGCUUCUUCCGGGGAACCCUCUUCAUUGGACCUGUGCUGGGCUUGCUCAUACUUGUGGUAGGGCUAGGAGUCUUCAUUGUCUAUGAAGUCCAGGUGAGUGGGGACAAGAGUGGGACCCACCAAGCCCUGAUCCUCUACUACAGCUUUAACAUAGCCUGCUUGGGACUCAUGAUCCUAGUCAGCCUUGGGGGCUCUAUCAUCUACCGUUUUGAUCAAAGGACGAUGGACCAUCACAAGAACCCAACUCGUACAGUGGAUGUAGCUCUCCUGAUGGGAGCUGCUCUUGGGCAAUAUGCCAUCUCUUACUAUUCUAUUGUGGCUGUGGUGGUGGGUACCCCCAGGGAUCUGUUGGGUGGACUGAACCUCUCCUAUUCCUUGCUAAUGAUUGCCCAGCACACCUUCCAGAACAUUUUCAUCAUCGAGAGCCUCCACCGAGGUCCCCCUACUGUGCAGGGAAACCCAUCCAAUGAGCCCAUCCAUGGCCUCACCUACACUAAUCAGGACGCUCUCCAGACUUUGCCUGCCUACCCAUCCACUCCUAGGCUGGUGGGCUCCGCCCCUGCUACCGCCCAGGAGGCAGUAACCAUUAUCUCAGACCCUCAGAGGAACUGGAGGCGAAGAUGCCUGAAGGAUAUUUCACUUUUUCUACUGUUGUGCAACGUGAUUCUCUGGAUCAUGCCUGCCUUUGGUGCCCGCCCUCAUUUCAACAACAACCUGGAAGUGGAUUUCUAUGGCUACUCUCUGUGGGCAGCCAUUGUCAACAUCUGCCUUCCCUUCGGAAUCUUCUACCGAAUGCAUGCUGUCUCCAGCUUGCUGGAGGUCUAUGUCCUGUCUUAAAGCUCCCUCUUCCCUCUUGUACUUCCACAGAAGGCUUCUAGAGCCCAGCCCAAACUGAUGGACAACAUUGAUUGUGCCCAUAUUCUCCCCAGGGAGAGAAAAGACAACUCUUAGGAAAGGAGUUUUAAGUCCAGGAAAUGGGAAGGGGAUUCCUAUACCUAUUUCCCCAAUUCCACCCAAGUCCAGCUGCCUCCUUCUCCAGUUCUCCCAUUCCCUACUUCAUUUGCUCAAGGUAUCCUCUUAGAAAACUAAGCUGAUGACAAUAACUGGAAGAAUAAGGAUUUUAACAUAUGUUUUCACCAAAUAAGUUUGCUGUUUGAGUUGAGGGUUUUUUUUUUAAGUCAAAAUCCUUGACUUUAUAUCACUUUAAAGUCAAAAUUGCUUUUCUCCUACUUUGCCUUUCAAUCUAUACAAUGAGACCUGUAUUUUGGUAUAAACUCAGGCCCCUGAACUGAUUCUUUAUCCAAAGUGUUUGGAAAAAGGGUAAAGGAAAAACAAUCUUUCCUCUGUUCUUAAGCUCCCCAAAAUUGGUCUGCAGGACCCUCCCAUAUUCUCACUUAUAGAAUCCCUUAGUUCACUAUGUUUUGAGUCAGAAACCAAAUAAACUUGUGAUUCUCUAA
Molecule: messenger RNA, 3019 nt
Organism: Antechinus flavipes (yellow-footed antechinus)
Lineage: Eukaryota; Metazoa; Chordata; Mammalia; Dasyuromorphia; Dasyuridae
Gene: OTOP2
Product: otopetrin 2
Exons: 8
Coding region: 567-2399 (610 amino acids)
Biological process (GO): proton transmembrane transport
Cellular component (GO): membrane
Molecular function (GO): proton channel activity
Source: RefSeq, a predicted model, not a curated record